CCCCCGUUCCCACCACCCACACACCCUCCUCUUCCUCCUUGCUCACCCACCUCUUCCUCAGCUCCUCUCCCCCUCCCCACGGCCAUAGCCAUGGCGACCACCACUUCCACCUUGUCUUCUCGGCACAGCUCCAAACCCAUACACCACCUCCUUUAGCCUUUCUCACAGAAGCUCCAAGGAUUACGUAGUAAAUAGCCGUACAUAGGUUCGGAGAAGGUGUAUACUACUACCAUACGAGGAAGACAGAGAGACAGAGUAGGCGAGGAUGAUGGUGGGGAAGAGAUCCGGGAGGCCGGCGCCUGCGCGGCAUCACAUGCGUCGGACGACGAGCAUGACGGAGUUCGCGCCGCCGGACCUGCUGGCGGGCGUGCCCGAGGAGGAGCUGGAGGACGAGGAGGCGGAGCUGCAGCUGCUGCCGGCGCACGCCGAGGGGGACCACCACCAGGUCCAGGCGGCCGGGGAGGAUCCCUUCGGGUGGGCCGUCGGCGGGUGCGCCGCGGGGAGGGCGGACUGGCUGGCGGCGUACCGCGCCCGCGCGGCGCCAGCGCUGGCGGGGCUCCGGCGGAACUCGGCCGACUUCUCGGCCGCCGAGACCGCCGCGUUCCUCCGCGCCUGCGGGCUCUGCAACCGCCGGCUCGGCCCCGGCCGCGACACCUUCAUGUACAGGGGCGACACGGCGUUCUGCAGCCUGGAGUGCCGGCAGCAACACAUCACGAUCGAGGAGUGGAAGGAGAAGUGCGCGCUCGCGACGCCGCCGACGGCGCCGCCACCGGCGUCCGAGCCCGUGGUUCCGCAGCCCGCCGCCGCGCGCUCCGACAAGCCCGGCACGCUCGCCGCGGCCUGAUCAGCUGGCGACGACGGACGAGAUCGAGCUCGCUGGCGCGCCACGCCCUACUCCACACGUUACCAUGAGGGGAGAGCCAUCAUCAGCUGUGUAAUAUGCUCGAUCAUCUAGCACUUGAUGCUACUAUAUUCAUCAUAUCAUCUGCGAUGGAUGCAUGCCACGCAUACAUCUUUGAUGAUUUGAUCUCAGAACGGCCUUGGCCACGCAUGAUUUUUGUCAUGAACCGUAUAAGUUGCGAUCAGCUUUGGAAUCACACGUUCCUCGCACGUA
Molecule: messenger RNA, 1114 nt
Organism: Setaria italica (foxtail millet)
Lineage: Eukaryota; Viridiplantae; Streptophyta; Magnoliopsida; Poales; Poaceae
Exons: 2
Coding region: 266-844 (192 amino acids)
Source: RefSeq, a predicted model, not a curated record